Raphanus sativus (radish) is the source of this 725-nucleotide messenger RNA. RefSeq names its product transcription factor bHLH162-like. Gene Ontology annotation, cellular component: RNA polymerase II transcription regulator complex. NCBI's taxonomy places the organism in Eukaryota, Viridiplantae, Streptophyta, Magnoliopsida, Brassicales, Brassicaceae. Gene Ontology annotation, biological process: regulation of transcription by RNA polymerase II. Gene Ontology annotation, molecular function: protein dimerization activity; DNA-binding transcription factor activity, RNA polymerase II-specific; RNA polymerase II transcription regulatory region sequence-specific DNA binding. The transcript is spliced from 3 exons. The record is from RefSeq and is a predicted model, not a curated record. The coding region runs from base 53 to 598 and encodes 181 amino acids.
AAUAUUGAGUUUCAUUGUAUAUGUGAAACACUUCAAGACCAAGAAAAACAAAAUGGAUCAGAGCCUUUCAAACACAAGUCAAUCAAGAUCUGUAGAUCGGAAAACGAUUGAGAAAAAUAGAAGGAUUCAGAUGAAAGCUCUUUAUUCAGAACUCAACUCUCUUCUUCCUGAUCAAACUUCUAGGGCGCCUUUAACACUUCCUGAUCAGCUUGAUGAAGCUGCAAACUACAUCAAGAAGCUGCAAGUGAACGUGGAGAAAAUGAGAGAAAGGAAGAGAAAACUUGCUGCGACUGGAUCUUCAUCCAUGUCUUCGAGUGUUGAUGUCUCUGUGGCUAGAAGGUCGCCGAAAAUCGAGAUUCAAGAAACCGGUCCGAUUCUUCAGAUCUUUCUUGUGACAAGCUUGGAACACAAGUUUAUGUUUCAUGAGAUCAUUCGUGCUGUCAGUGAGGAAUCAGGAGCUGAGAUCACUCAUGCUGGAUCCUCAACCGUUGAUGAUACCGUCUUCCACACUCUUCAUUGCAAGGUGGAAGAUUGUGAUUAUGGAGCUAGUAGUAGAAUUUCUGAGAGUCUGAAGAAACUUGUGAACCAUUUCAAUUAAUAUUCUCUUUUAAUAAUUAAUGUGUACCCUUUUCCCCUCUUCUUGCAGCUUUCUUUUUUUGUGUGUUUCCGUUCUAUAUUAUUGUUCCUUUUGUUGAUUUUUAUCAUGUAAUGUGAAAGUGAUCUUU